Impatiens glandulifera is the source of this 2092-nucleotide messenger RNA. RefSeq names its product cationic amino acid transporter 1-like. Gene Ontology annotation, molecular function: L-lysine transmembrane transporter activity; L-glutamate transmembrane transporter activity. NCBI's taxonomy places the organism in Eukaryota, Viridiplantae, Streptophyta, Magnoliopsida, Ericales, Balsaminaceae. Bases 134 to 1960 code for a protein of 608 amino acids. The transcript is spliced from 3 exons. Gene Ontology annotation, cellular component: plasma membrane. Gene Ontology annotation, biological process: amino acid transport; transmembrane transport. The record is from RefSeq and is a predicted model, not a curated record.
UUCGAAACUAUAAAUAAAAGGACUUGUGGCGCCUGUAUGAAACUGACCGAUAAUAGAGUUCAGAUCUCUCUCUCUCUCUCUCUCUUCGUCUCUAGCCGGCGAAUUCCGAUUAGACGUUCACUACAGGUCAGUCAUGGGAGUUGGAAUUGAAGAGGAAUCGACAGGGAUCCGUCACAGAGGAUGUUCUUGCACAAAAGAUGAUUUUCUCCCCGAGGAAUCUUUCAAGAGUUGGAGCAAUUAUGGCAGGGCGCUGAAGAAGACGCCAAGCCGACUCAUGAACAGAGUUCUGACUAGGUCACUCGACUCGGCCGAGUUAGAGGUGAAGACACGGAGUAACAACGAGAUGAAGCGGACGCUGACGUGGUGGGAUCUCAUGUGGUUCGGCAUGGGAGCAGUUAUUGGGGCCGGUAUAUUCGUCCUCACCGGCCUUGAAGCUAAUCAAGUUGCCGGACCGGCGGUUGUACUCUCCUAUGUCGUCUCCGGCAUUUCAGCUCUUCUUUCCGUUUUCUGCUACACCGAGUUCGCCGUCGAGAUUCCGGUAGCAGGCGGUUCAUUUGCCUACUUGAGGGUGGAGCUUGGGGAAUUCGUGGCUUUCAUUGCCGCCGGCAACAUCCUCCUUGAGUAUGUAAUCGGUGGUGCUGCAGUGGCUCGCUCUUGGACAUCAUACUUUGCCACCCUCUGCAACCACAGUCCUGAUCAGUUCCGCAUCCACGCUCACCACCUCCAGGAAGGCUACAACUACCUUGACCCCAUUGCUAUUGGUGUCAUCAUAAUCAUAACCUUCAUUGCAGUCAAGAGCACCAAGGCCUCUUCCCGCAUCAACUACAUCGCAUCCAUCUUCCACAUGAUCGUCAUUCUCUUCAUCAUCGUCGCCGGCCUUGCCAAUGCCAAUACCAAAAACUACGCAGACUUUGCCCCUAAAGGGACACGAGGAAUCUUCAAGGCAUCUGCCGUACUCUUCUUCGCUUACGUCGGGUUCGACGCGGUCUCCACCAUGGCGGAGGAGACGAAGAACCCGGGUCGGGAUAUCCCCAUCGGCCUCGUGGGAUCCAUGAUCAUAACUACAACCAUCUACUGCUUGAUGGCGGUCACUCUCUGCUUAAUGCAGCCGUAUCAGGAUAUCAAUCCGGACGCCCCGUUCUCGGUGGCAUUCUCCGCAAUUGGAUGGGACUGGGCUAAGUACUUGGUGGCUCUCGGCGCACUGAAAGGGAUGACAUCUGUCCUGCUUGUCGGGGCAGUCGGUCAGGCACGUUACCUAACCCACAUCGCCAGAACCCACAUGAUGCCUCCUUGGUUCGCUCAAGUUGACGCUAAAACCGGCACCCCUGCCAACGCCACAAUCACAAUGAUGGCUGCUACUGCAGUUAUCGCUUUCUUCACAAAGCUCGAUAUCCUUUCCAACCUACUAUCGAUUUCCACGCUAUUCAUCUUCAUGCUCGUGGCCCUGGCUCUCCUAGUCCGGCGCUACUAUGUCUCGGGCGUUACCACCCGUUCAGACCGUAACAAACUCAUCAUUUUCCUUAUCCUGAUCCUCGCUUCCUCCAUCGGAACAGCAGCCUACUGGGGAUUAAGCGAGGACGGAUGGAUAGGUUAUUGCGUAACCGGACCAAUUUGGCUGUUGUCAACGGUUGGGCUUAGAUUCUUUGUCCCUCAAGCGAGGGAAGCUAAGGUAUGGGGUGUUCCCCUUGUUCCAUGGCUUCCAUCCAUUUCCAUUGCUAUCAAUAUCUUCCUCCUUGGCUCCAUAGACAAGGACUCUUUCAUCAGAUUCGGGGCUUGGACAGUAGCGCUGUUGGUGUAUUACUUGUUCUUCGGGCUCCAUGCAUCUUAUGACACUUCAAAAGUGCUUGAGUUGAAAUCAGGAUCUAAGCUCGAAACAGGCAAGGCUGGAUAUGGUGAAAGCGAGGAGGAGCCAACGGAGAGCAGCCCUAAAUCAAUGAAUUCUCUUUCAUUGCCUGAUUAAAAGAAAAUGGAAUGUUUUUAGGGUGUUGAUAAAAACAAUUACAUAUAUACACAAGUUGGUCAUAAUUCUAUAUACUAUAUGUGUGUAUUUGAGAGGGUGAAAUUAGCUUCCUAUUAUUUCCUUUUUCUUUGG